This is a messenger RNA of Trichophyton rubrum CBS 118892, 1935 nucleotides long. RefSeq lists its product as uncharacterized. The coding region runs from base 1 to 1935 and encodes 644 amino acids. The record is from RefSeq and is a predicted model, not a curated record. Gene Ontology annotation, biological process: post-transcriptional tethering of RNA polymerase II gene DNA at nuclear periphery; transcription elongation by RNA polymerase II; poly(A)+ mRNA export from nucleus. Gene Ontology annotation, molecular function: RNA binding; double-stranded DNA binding. The transcript has 3 exons. NCBI's taxonomy places the organism in Eukaryota, Fungi, Ascomycota, Eurotiomycetes, Onygenales, Arthrodermataceae. Gene Ontology annotation, cellular component: transcription export complex 2.
AUGUGGAAUACCACUUCCGUCGAUACGCCUGUCCUCAAUAACUUCCUCGACAGCAUUGGAGGUCUUUUACAGAGCCGUGAUGGCACCAAGCUCCAGGACUUCCUGCAGCUUGAGCCCCCCUUGUCUGCCAUUUACAACCAGAUGACGACCGAAUUGCGGCAAAGAUACCCGGCUGGAGACAAUAAAGACACAGAGUUACUCUCAAAAUGUGAAAGCCUGACGGCUGAAGGGCAGCUAGGCAGUUUCUGGCCUGCAUUCCCUCCCUUCAUGCGUCUAUACUUGACAUUUUUGAGAGAUGUCAAUGUGGACAACCUUCUAGAAACAUACAACCUGCUCAAAGGUUUGCUAAACCAGAGCGUGAUAGCUCUCGGUGAUAGCCAGAUGGGCGUUGUUAUCCUGCCAACCGUCUUUUACCUUAGCAAGGUGCUCUCGAAACUUGCAAUCGGGCUUGACCGCCAGCCGGAGCUGAUAGCACACCUCCUCAGGGACGAAGGAGGAGAGUCGGGGCAGGGCGAGACUGGGGAGAAAGUGACACUAGUGGAAAAAUCGACAAAUAUCGUUCGAGAAGCGUUUAUCAAAUGCCUGACCGACAGAAGCGGUACCUCGGGCAUCCACGCAAAACCAGAAGGAAAAAGAGCAGGGAUAUAUUUGAUGGCGAAUCUGUGUCUAAAGCUCCUAUUCAAGUGCGGGAAGCUGCGUAAUGCGGAGCAAAUGUUUGCAAGCAUCAACUCACAGUCACCACCCUUGGAAUACUUUCCUGCUUCGCAAAGGGUAACCUAUCUCUACUACCUUGGGCGAUAUCUCUUAUCCAACAAUUUAUUCUACCCCGCCAUGAUCGUCCUUGAGGCGGCAUACAAUCAAUGCCACCGGCAGGCGCUGAAGCAGAGAGGUCUAAUUCUCACGUAUCUUAUACCGUGUAAUAUCAUCCUUGGCCGUUUCCCAUCCCGAACGCUCCUCCAGAGGCCAGAAGCCGAAGGGCUAGGAGAUAGAUUUAUACCUCUCUGCCGGUAUAUUGCCAAGGGAGAGAUACAUGCUUUCAGAGAUUAUCUGUCAGUCAGCUCGCCGACUGCCGAAUGGUUCGCCAGAAAGGGACUCUUACUCCCUCUUCGGAAUCGAUGUGAGAUCCUGGUAUGGCGGUCACUUACACGAAAAGUGUUUAUUCUCGCAGGUUUUCAUGGAGACCAGAAGAUGCAGACCCAGCGAGGACCGCCUCCUUUUCUCUACCUCCAAAAACUCGAAGCUGCUGUUCGCUGGCUCGACAGCCGUGCACGACAUGAUUCAAAUUUGCUACCAAUGUCACCGCAAACCAGACAAGCCGGUGUGCAACUUACCUCUUUUCCAUUAGAUCCUGACUUUAUCCCAGAAAAUAACAUCCCCUCCGAGAUGGCAGAUAACUCUACAUUUGACGACUAUAACCGUCCCGACUGGUACUUUGACCACACCGGUCAGCAUGUCAAUGUCAACAGCCCUGAUGAUCUCCCGGUUGACGGGAUGAUCGAUGGUAUGGCAGGGGUCCCUGAUCCAUACUCGACGCUUAUUCCAGAAGAAGAAGCAGAAGAAGAAAAAGAACACCAACAGCCUGCCAUUACCGGCAGCGAAGGAGCAGAAAUCGCUUCCUCCCCGCUAAUGCAAGAACUCGAGAAUGUUCUCGCCUCCCUGCUUACCCAGGACCUGAUGCGGGGCUAUCUCACUCACAAGAACCCACGGUACGCCAUUCCCGGAGCUCGACUGAAGGGAGCCCUUCCUACUGGUUUUCCAAACGUGUGGCAGACAAUCUAUGCACGAGAACGCGAAGAUGGCCAGAUUCCUGGAUGGGUCAAACCCCAGGGCUCUGGCGGCAGUCGUAGGGCUCCGGGGGUGAUUCAAGGAGGUGGCGGACGAGUAGUGAACUUGAGUGGCGCCAGAUCUAUCAGCGAGAUUACCGGGUCGAGCUGA